Messenger RNA from Staurois parvus, 365 nucleotides. NCBI's taxonomy places the organism in Eukaryota, Metazoa, Chordata, Amphibia, Anura, Ranidae. The record is from the annotation of a GenBank genome assembly.
AUAUAUUGAAUGCAGGGUCCGGGAAGACCUGAUAUAGUGAAUGCAGGGUCCGGGGAGACCGGAUAUAGUGAAUGCAGGGUCCGGGGAGACCAGAUAUAGUGAAUGCAGGGUCCGGGGAGACCAGAUAUAGUGAAUGCAGGGUCCGGGGAGACAGAUAUAGUGAAUGCAGGGGUCCGGGGAGACCAGAUAUAGUGAAUGCAGGGUCCGGGGAGACCUGGAUAUAGUGAAUGCAGGGCCCGGGGAGACCAGAUAUAGUGAAUGCAGGGUUCAGGGAGACCGGAUAUAGUGAAUGCAGGGUUCAGGGAGACCGGAUAUAGUGAAUGCAGGGUCCGGGGAGAGCGGAUAUAGUGAAUGCAGGGUCCGGG